Messenger RNA from Leishmania major strain Friedlin, 4584 nucleotides. RefSeq names its product putative protein kinase. The record is from RefSeq and is a predicted model, not a curated record. NCBI's taxonomy places the organism in Eukaryota, Euglenozoa, Kinetoplastea, Trypanosomatida, Trypanosomatidae. The transcript has a single exon. Gene Ontology annotation, cellular component: autophagosome; cytoplasm. Gene Ontology annotation, biological process: peptidyl-serine phosphorylation; autophagy; autophagosome organization. Gene Ontology annotation, molecular function: ATP binding; protein serine/threonine kinase activity. The coding region runs from base 1 to 4584 and encodes 1527 amino acids.
AUGCGCCCUGGUGAGGCAGUCGCUGCCUUUUCCAUGAACCAGACGGGCGGAUCGCGAGCGCCGCCCAGCCCAGAGCGGGACACUCUACAGCCCUUCCUCCGCUCCAGCCCCAUCUACGGUGGCAGUGCCAACGCUGCAAGCCCCAAAACCGGCAGCCUUGACGUGAACCUGCUCAGCCACUCGGCUGCCGUCAAGAUGCUUCCUGCGGACGAUGAGCCGGUGGCUAGCGAAGGCAGCAGUCACCGCCAGAAGCAGCCGCAGUGCCGCAGCGGCAUUGACAGCGACAGCACAAGCAGUAGCCGUAACAAUGCCGGGAAUUCGAUGAACAGCGGUAGCCGCAGCAGCAGCAGCAGCAGCAGUGGUGGCGGCCGUGGCGCCACCACCGCAAGGGGCCCAUUCCUCGGCAUGGAAGAAAGCAGCGGCGAGGCGAACGUCCCGAUCGGCCGCCCGUCGCGCGGUGACGGUCAGCCGCAGAAUGCGCGGCCGAAGUCGGAGGACCCGCCGGCAAUGACCUCUCUGCUGAGCCGUCGCUGUCUAGACGACGCCGUUGCUGUAGACACUGUCGAAGAUGACGACUGCGCUGAUAACGUGGACGAUGACGUCGAUAAUGCACGGCCAGGCUCACCUUUUCUGCACCGCCGCAACCGCCUGCGUGGGCCCCCUAUCGCAGCCGUGAUGAAACCGGAUGCAGCAAGCUGUCGAGCAGCUGGCAGGCGGCAUAGCUCAAACGUGGACCUGCUGGAGGCGCAGGAGGAUCCGCUGAUGCUGUCGCCUCACCAGCGACUCCUGCGCCCCGUGUCGAGCGACAGCAUCGUCUUUAGCAUCGUCUCCUCAAACAGUUCUGGUGACGAGCGGGAUGGUCAAGGGUCGGAGGCGGCACGGGCGUGGCGGCACGCUGGCGACGGCGAUGACGUGUCGUCACUGCUGCCGAGCACGUUGGCACUGCCGGGGCACGCAUCGAGCAAUACCCUCCUCCGCCCAUGCACCGUGUACGACGCCGAUGACAAUGGCAGCGGAACUGGCAAAGACGGCGUCGAGAGCGGGGCAGACUCGAUGCACUCGUCCCCGGUGGCUGUCACGCUCUGGGGCGUCGACCGCGACCUCCGCCGCAAGCGCAUCAAGAAAGUCAGCCACUACAUCCUCGGCCCGCUGCUCGGAGAGGGCAGCUACGGCGUCGUGCGCGACUGCAUCAACCUUAACACGGACAACGCCGACCGGCGUUUCUCGCGGUGCGCCAUCAAGAUAAUCAAUGGGAACUACGCCAAGUUCGACACGCCAGCAGCGAAACCGGGCAAGGCGUCGUCGACGUCGGCUGCCGCGACCGAGGACGGCACUGAUGGCGGUGCUCGGGCAGGCACCAGAGGCACACUGAAGCGCACGUCUGGCAUGCAGUACCGCCGUGAGGAGGACUUGAAGCGGCAGGAAACCUUUCAGCGGGAGAUGCGCAACCUGCAGCGCUUCCACAGCACGAACAUCAUUCGCGCCCUCGAUGCCUUCACGCGCUACAGCAAGGAGUACGUUGUGAUGCCUAUCGCCAUCUGUAGCCUGCGGCAACUCGUGCAACAGAUGCUGCGCACGCGGUGGCGCGAGGCGGUGCGGGAGUGGCGGCGAGCGCAACGUCGGCUGCGGCGGAAGCAGCGGCACCAGCGAGGACGUUUCGCGCCCUCGGUCAGCAGAGAUGAGACACAGACGCCGCCGCAGCCGUCGCCAGGGCUCCCCAUGGUGCCAUCUGCGGUGGAGGAGCUGGAUAUGGAUGCGUUUGCCUCGAUGACAGACGGCGAGUGCGACGACGACGAAGAUACCGAUGGCAUCUCAGCGAGCCAGCCGCACAGCAGCAGCGAUGGUGACGACGGCGUGGCUGCUGAGCGGGACAGUGAAGCGAGCAUGGUCGACCAUGAGGAAGAGUCGCAGCGGCAGCAUUCUGACACCAGCAGCAUCACUGCGACAAGAGCAGGAGGUCGAGUCACAGUCGCGGCGGCUGCAGUUGCGGAAAGGGGUCCUUCUGCGCAAUCUCGCCUUCCGCCACGUGUCUCCUUCAACGGUGCCUCCAGCACCGCCACCACAACGCACAGCAUCGACCGCUAUACGGACCACUCCAACGGAUCGCCCCCUUCCCAGUCGCCCCAGCAGCGAUCAUUGGAGCACUGCCCGAUCUUCGCCGGGGGCCACCACCACAGAGGCGGUGCCGGAAGCUGGGGAGACGACGUCAGCGACGGCGGCUCCGCGAGCACGACAGAGACGAAUAACGGCAUCACAGUCAUGAGCGCGACACCGCCGGCGCUGUCGACCACCGAGCUCCCAAUGGAGUGCGACGACCUCGUCGGCAGCGGCGCCAACGGCGCUGACGGGCGGCCGCCAGCCACCGCGUCACCGGCACCGGCACCGGCAGCCUCCGCGCAGCACAUCCGGCCACGCAUGUCGCUUCCCGUGUGCUCGCCAACGCUGCUGAAGGGCAUCUUCUACCAGCUCAUGUCCGGCGUUGCCUACCUGCAUCAGCAGCACCUGGCGCACAACGACAUCAAGGCGUCGAACGUGCUUCUCUUCGAGGACGGCACCGUGAAGCUGGCCGACCUCGGCAGCGUCAGCGACACGUACAACGAUCAAGGCUCCCCUCUCUGUGCUUCACCGGAGCUGUGCAAGUACUUCUACGGCGCCGCGACGCCGCCGGCAUCCUUCUCGCAGUCGGCGCAGCACGUAGGGCGGGACGCGGCGCAGUCCAGCGACAUGUGGUGCUGCGGGCUGCUGCUCUAUUACCUCAUCACUGGAAAACCCGGCCCGCUGCCAGUGCAGCUGCAAUACUUCCGUGCAUUGAACAGCAAGCAGGCGCACCAGCACUCUCGGCCCUUCGCACCGCACGGCGACGGCGGCCAAGCUGGCCUCCCCCCCGUCGUGACCCGCUACCAGCUUUACCGCGAGAUUGCGCAGCAGACAAUGCCGGUGGACCUCGGUGACCUGCCCGAUAUGGUAGCACCGGACGCGGGCAAUGGCGUGCUGCUCCCUAGCUCACCGAUGUUGACCAAAGGUGAGACCCCACACGGUGACUCUGUGAAUGAUGCGGCCACGCCGUCGUACCCGCCCAACGGCGUGCGACAUCUCCUGGCAGGGCUCCUCGAGCUGGACCCGCUGCGUCGCCUCACCGCCGAGCAGGCGCUACGCCACCCGUGGCUGCGCAUAACCUUCCGCUCCAAGACGAGUGAAACGAGUAGCAACAACACGGUCAGCCAGACCACCGCACCGAACAGCAGCGGCGGGCAGCAAGACGAUGCGCAGAAUCAGCAGCAGCAGCGCAAGGCGCCGUCGAAGCAGGCCAUGGAAAAGGCCAUUCAGCGUGAUGUGGCACGUCGCGUGAUGGAGUCGCGGCACGUGCAGCACAUGCUGCGCCUGGAUCGACAGCGGCACCUUCAGUUCGUCGCGGACUGCUGCAACAUGCUGAACCUGGCAAUACCUCCAGAGAUCAUCAAGGUGCACCCCGAGGCGCCCUACCACGAUGACAACGGUGCCAGCGUUUGCUCCUCCCCACCUCCAGCGCUGCAGGUGUAUCGCCCCAACUCGCUGGCCGCGGCGGCGGCGGCUGUGUCGGGGCGUAACACCCGUCUUGGUCGGCCGUCCGUCGGUUUCAACACGCCAGGGCCGCGCGGCGGCCCUGGCGGCAGCGAGUGGUCUCUCACCUCACGCAACAGCCGCAACGCAGCCGUGACGGGGGUCGCCCUACGGGACGGCAUGCGACCACGCGUGAUGCCACCCGGGUGCGUCGACACCGAUCUGUUCCUUCCACCCUCGGAGGAGGACUACUAUGAGCAGAAGAGUGGCAAGGCGGAGUUUGAUGUGCGGGUACUGCGCCGCAAGCCGCUGCUUAUGGCGCAGCUCGAUGAGUACUUCAACAACGUCGUGCUCGUGCAGUGCGGGUAUCGGACGGGGCCAGAUCCGAACUACCAGGCAAUGCGUCUGCGAGCCGUGCCUAUCGAGGAUAAGAGCGGUGGUGGUGGCAGCGAUGGGAGUCAAGGAGGUACCCAACAGCCAGCGGUCAUGAUCCUGCCAGGCGUCAGUGGCAGUGUCUACCGUCGCAGCCCGUUCCUAGGGCUGUCAUCGAUGCCGGCAGCAGCAGCGGUGGCAGGGUAUAGUUCCGAUGACGGCGGCACCGACGGCGCAAACAGCCGCGGCGGGUCUGUGGACGUGUGGGCCGCCGGUCCUCGGCACAACCCGCACACCCACGUUGAUGAUCACCGUGAAGUGGUUGCGGCUGCCUCCUCGGCUGGUGCUGUUGCAGGCCGUGGAGCCAACAUGUCCAGAACAAGCGCCGCAGCGGGUCGUUCGCUGAUCGGCACAUCCCUGCAUGGGGCCACCGCGCCGUCGCGGUCGACUGCUGUUGGCGGCACCGGCAACCGGGCUCCAGAUGCUGGAAGUGAUCCCAUCCUCUACUGUGGCAGAGGUCGCAGGGGAGGCAGCGGCAGCGGCAGUGCCAGUCGUCGCGUGGCCGGCAGAGGUCGCAGGCGCGGCCAGCGUGACGCCAGCGAGUCCCCGUCAGAAGAGGAGGGCAACGUCGCCAUGCGGGAGAGCUCUAAGUGCCUGUGCGGACUGGUGUAA